AUGUCAGCUCCACAGCAUAGACAUGUGUUUCGUGAUGUGCAGGCCUUGCGAGGCGGCGUGCCCGAGGCCGGUGACCUUGCCCUGACCGACUUUCACAUGAUCUUCAAGUUUCCCGCUGAGUCGAGGAUAGCUGCCGAUUCGCGCUUGAAGAAACAGGUCAAGCAGGUGUGGUUCGCCUACCCCUUAAUAGCCCACUGCACUCUGCGACCGACCCCUCCUUCGAGCGGCAUUCCCUCGUCAAUACGACUACGUUUCAGGGACUUUACGUUCGUGACAUUCAACUUCCCCGACGACAAACAGGCUCGAGAUGCGUUCGAGUUUGUACGGGCCAGAACAUGCCGACUGGGCAGCAUAGAGAAGCUUUUAGCCUUCCAUUACACUCCUCCUCCAGGCUCACCCGAGCACAAAAUCAAUGGGUGGGACAUCUACGAUGCCCGAGCCGAAUUUCGCCGACAAGGCAUUAGUGAAAAGUCGGCCGACAUAGGCUGGAGGAUAUCUACCAUUAACAAGGAUUACACUUUCUCGCCAACCUAUCCGGCCCUGCUUGUUGUGCCGUCCAAGAUCUCGGACAAUACACUCAAGUAUGCGGCCAACUUUCGCUCACGGGCUCGGAUCCCUGUGCUUACUUACUUACAUCCUGUAAACAAUUGCACGAUAACACGGAGCUCACAGCCCUUCGUGGGGCUCCGAAUGAAGCGCAGUAUACAGGACGAGCGCCUUGUUGCCGCUUGCUUCUCAUCCAAUGAGCAUUUGGACAGCACCCAGUCGACCAAUGCUGACCGUAGUCCGGCUUCCAGCCAUGUCGACUUGAGUUCCGACUAUGCAGAGGACGAUCUGUCUCUAUCAGAGACAGAACGGAUGCGGAUGGAGGAAGAACUAGCCGGUGUCAACGCCUUCUAUGACGAGAAGACGGGUAAGCGGCUAAUCUACGGUGCACAGCAACACAACUUGAUUGUCGACGCCCGGCCAGCCAUCAACUCGUACGCCAUGCAGGCGAUAGGCAUGGGGUCGGAGAACAUGGAUUACUACAAGUUUGCAAAGAAGUCGUUCCUGAAUAUAGACAAUAUCCAUGUCAUGAGGGACUCAUUAGAAAAGGUCAUUAACGCCAUCAAAGACGCUGAUGUGUCUCCAUUCCCACCAAACAAGGAGCUCCUGGCGAAGAGCAAGUGGCUGAAGCAUAUUACUGGCAUCCUCGACGGUGCUGCUGUUAUCGCACGUCAGGUUGGUAUCCAACAUUCACAUGUUCUGAUCCACUGCUCCGAUGGCUGGGAUCGCACAAGCCAGCUCAGCGCCCUGGCCCAACUCAUGUUGGACCCGUAUUACAGGACGAUUGAGGGCUUCAUUGUGCUUGUGGAGAAGGACUGGUUGUCAUUCGGACACAUGUUCCAGCUGCGCUCAGGCCACUUGAGCCACGAGAGCUGGUUCACAGUGGACAACGAUGCACUGGCUGGAACAGCCAUACGCCCCGGGGAGAGUGACGGGCGAACAGAUGCGCUGGGAAGCGUUAUGGCUGGCGCGAAGAGGUUCUGGAAUAAGAACAUUGGGGGUGAAAAGGACAAGGAUACUUCUACCGAUGCCGACGAUACAUCAGCUUUGGAUGAUGCCAAAGCAGGAACGGCACCCGUCAGUGAGGAUCAAGCAACCAAACCCAGAGAUGUUUCCCCUAUCUUCCAUCAGUUCCUGGACGCCACUUACCAGCUCCUGCGGCAGCAUCCCACGCGCUUCGAGUUCAAUGAGCGUUUCCUGCGGCGGCUGUACUACCACGUGUAUUCAUGCCAGUAUGGCACCUUUCUCUGUAAUAACGAGCGACAGCGUCGUGAAGCCAAGCUGCGUGAGCGCACACGCAGUGUAUGGUCCUAUUUCCUGGCGCGGCGUCAGGAGUUCACGAACGACAAAUACGACCCUGUUGUCGACGACCAUGUAAAGGAGCGCGAGCGGAUUAUCUUCCCGAAGUUGGACGAUAUUCGCUGGUGGUAUCAGCUCUUCAACCGCACCGAUGACGAAAUGAAUGGCGAUAUCAACGCAUCCAUUGCAACGCAGGAGCGUGUCGCGGCCUACCAAGCAACAUUAUCUGAGCCGGGAAUCCUGAGCGCGGAUAGCACGAGCUUUAGUAGCCCGUCCGAGCCCGGUUCUCGGAGUUCAGCGAGUCCUGCACGUAGAAGCCCUCAGCCACAACAGGCAGCAGGCCUCUCGCAAGGCAAGUCGAUGCUGGCUAGCAGGGAAAGCAUCCACGAAGCUCUUACACCGGAGACUAGGACGUCGUCUGCAUUGAAUCGUAGUGCUUCGACGGGAGGCAUUCCUGCUACGCUAGGGGCAUUGCAGGAUAAACUGUCUUCUUUAGCAAUCGGGAAAGGAGUGUUUGGGAGUAGCACUGGGAGCUCGAGCUCAGGGAAGCUAAGUGGUAGCAGCGACAAGCCGGAUGAUGAAGGCAGCAAAGAGCAAGAGAUGAAGGAGAUGAGCUAG
Thermochaetoides thermophila DSM 1495 is the source of this 2463-nucleotide messenger RNA. RefSeq lists its product as uncharacterized. The record is from RefSeq and is a predicted model, not a curated record. Gene Ontology annotation, biological process: dephosphorylation. The transcript has 2 exons. The coding region runs from base 1 to 2463 and encodes 820 amino acids. Gene Ontology annotation, molecular function: phosphatase activity. Lineage: Eukaryota; Fungi; Ascomycota; Sordariomycetes; Sordariales; Chaetomiaceae.